This is a messenger RNA of Prunus armeniaca (apricot), 201 nucleotides long. The record is from the annotation of a GenBank genome assembly. NCBI's taxonomy places the organism in Eukaryota, Viridiplantae, Streptophyta, Magnoliopsida, Rosales, Rosaceae.
AUGGAUAAAGUCGGAAGCUUGAAUCGCUACACAUCCAGAGUCGUCCAUCUUUCUCAGAGCCCUGAUGGGUUGACUGUGGUAUCAGCUGUGGCAGAUGGCUCUCUUCGAUUUUUGGAGGUCUUUGGACCACCAAGCAUUGACAAAUCAAGGAUCUCCCCUCUGGAUGGUCUAUUGUCUCUUAAGAUUUCUCCCAUAAGAUGA